AGUUCAGGGACACGAAACAAGCAAAUAAGGAUGUGCAGAAUAAUGAACUAGAACAGUGAGCUUGUGAUCACUUAUUAGUUCAACUUAUACAUUUAGUAGCGAUUAGACAUUUGUUAUUUAAACAGAUCUUUUCAAGAUCAUUUGAAUGCUCUCAAUAUGAGCGGCCAGGGCGGCGUCAAGUUUGAUCCAAAAGAGCACCAGCACCAGCGUUACAACCCCCUGACGGAUCGCUGGGUGCUGGUCUCCGCUCACCGCAUGACGAGGCCCUGGGCCGGCCAGAAGGAGAGCGUAUCCGAGCAGCAAGUGGUCCGGAGCGAUCCUCAAAACCCCCUCUGUCCCGGGAACACACGCGCCAACGGACAGGUGAACCCAGACUAUGAGAGCACAUUUGUGUUUGAAAAUGACUUCCCCGCCUUGCAGCCAGACGCACCUGACCCCCCCCAGGAUGGUGAUUCGUUGUUCCAGUCUAAAGCAGCGAGGGGCAAGUGUCAGGUGAUGUGUUUCCACCCCUGGUCUGAUAUCACCCUCCCCCUCAUGAGACAGGAUGAGGUCAUCAAGGUGAUCGACAAGUGGGCGGAACUUGUGGAGGAAUUAGGCGCCACCUACCCCUGGGUUCAGAUCUUUGAGAAUAAAGGAGCUACGAUGGGAUGUUCUAAUCCCCACCCACACUGUCAGGUGUGGGCCAGUAGCUUCCUGCCUAAUGAGGCAGUGGUGUCGGACCGCAGUCAGAAAGCCUACUAUCAACAACAUCAGCAACAGCUGCUGCUACGCUACGCUGAACAGGAAGCUAACCGACAGGAACGUGUGGUGGUUCAGUCGUCUGAUUGGCUGGCUGUGGUUCCGUAUUGGGCCACAUGGCCGUACCAGACGAUGCUGUUACCACGACGACGACACAUUCUCAGACUCACUGACCUCACCCCUGAAGAGAGAAGGGACCUGGCUGACGUCAUGCGGCGGCUGCUCACCAAGUACGACAACCUGUUCCAGGUGUCCUUCCCCUACUCCAUGGGCUGGCACGGUGAGCCGCUUGCCCUCACCUGUCCGGAGGGGUGGAACAACUGCAAGCUCCACGCCCACUACUACCCCCCCUACUGGCGCUCCGCCUCCGUCAGGAAGUUCAUGGUGGGAUACGAGAUGUUGGCCCAGGAGCAGAGGGACCUAACCGCUGAACAGGCAGCAGAGAGGUUGAGGAAUGUCCCUGAUGAACACUACAGGAACCGGAAGAAGAGCGAGGAGAAAGAGUGAGAUCUGGUGGACGAAGAGGAGGAGGGGGUUUUCCCUUGAUAAACCGAGUUAUUGUCUGAUUAAAUUGUUACUUCAUCUCAUAACUAUAAAGGAUAUUAGUUCCUCAAAGAACUGAACAGAUAAUUCAAUUAUUGAAAUCAAUGAAUAUUAAAUAAGGGUUGAUACCACUGCAAUAAAAACAUGAACACUGGUAAUGUUCUAAUUUAUUUAUUUUUUCAACAUACACACAAUUCCCUGGAACUGCCUAACCCCAACCUUCCAACCAUGGUACCCCUUUAACCCUAGUAACCCUCGUAACCGUUCAAUACUAGUAGGCUCAAUUGCAGAGUAUAUUUAGUCGUUUCUCAACAAUCUAUCCAAGGAGGAUAGACUAUCCAGGUCGGGGAAUAGGGGUGGCAGAUACCCGUAGGCGCACUGAAAGGGAGAGAGGCCGGUGGAUGAGCAGGUAAGGGUGUUAUGCGCAUACUCUACCCAUACCAGUAAGUCGGACCAGGAAGCCGGAAUGCGGUUCUCCAGGCAUCGGAGGGUGGUCUCCAGAUCUUGAUUGACCCUCUCGGUCUGUCCAUUGGACUGCGGGUGGAAGCCGGAAGAUAGGCUGGUGGUAGCUCAGACUAGGCAUCAGAAUUCCCU
Molecule: messenger RNA, 1875 nt
Organism: Gadus chalcogrammus (walleye pollock)
Lineage: Eukaryota; Metazoa; Chordata; Actinopteri; Gadiformes; Gadidae
Gene: galt
Product: galactose-1-phosphate uridylyltransferase
Biological process (GO): beta-D-galactose catabolic process via UDP-galactose, Leloir pathway
Cellular component (GO): cytoplasm
Molecular function (GO): zinc ion binding; UDP-glucose:hexose-1-phosphate uridylyltransferase activity
Source: RefSeq, a predicted model, not a curated record